Rotaria socialis is the source of this 954-nucleotide messenger RNA. The record is from the annotation of a GenBank genome assembly. Lineage: Eukaryota; Metazoa; Rotifera; Eurotatoria; Philodinida; Philodinidae.
AUGCGUUCUUAUUCAUGGUUUCGUCUUUUUUUACUUUCACGACAUAGACAUCAGCUAUGCCGUUUUAUUCCAUUGUUCAGUAAGCGUAAUGCGCUCCUCACUGGAAUUCAGCGUCGUAUUCCUCGUCCAACACUCGUAGCUUUACCAUUAUGGCUUGUUGUUCAAGCAGCAACACAAGUUGAAGAUGCUAAGGAAUCAAAUCGACACGACAAUGUUGCAAGCAUUGUCGAACAAUUGGAUACAAUGUUUGAUAAAGAAGAAUUUCAGCAAGCAUAUGAAUAUAUAGAAAAAAAUAAAACCAAUGAACUAUUUCAAAGUCAUUAUAUUCGAUGGCGUAUAGCUCGAAUUUUUUAUAAACUUUCAUUAAUAACAAAAGAUAAACAAUUGAAAAGAAAAUUAGUCGAAGAAGGUUUCGACCAAGUAAAACUAGCAGUACAGCCUGGAAAUCAUAUUUAUUCAGUACAUAAAUGGUAUGGAAUUUUACUCAAUGAAAAAUGUCAAUAUACAAGUACAGACGAACAAAUUCGUAGUGCCUAUGAAGUACUCGAUCAUUUCGAAGAAGCUGUUCGAUUGAAUCCACAAGAUCCAACUUCUUAUUAUCUACUAGGUUCAUGGUAUUGGGAAAUCGCUAAACUAUCCGGUUGGAAACGACGUUUAGCAAAAUUAAUCUACGGUGAAUUACCUCAAGGAACAGUUCAUGAUGCAUUAAAAAAAUUUCUAUUAGCUGAAGAAAUUUCACCGAAUUUCUAUAGUAAAAAUUUACUAAUGAUUAUUAAAUGUUAUGUAGAACUUAAUUCACGUCCUGCUGCAAUGGAAUUUGCUAAAUUAUUAUUGGAUCGUGAAAGGCAAACUCAAGAAGAUGAAGAAGUCCACCAAGAACUACUAAAAAUGAUUCCUCAAAUUGAGCGUCUUUUACCAUUUCCACAACAAUCAGGUUUCAGUAAAAAUGUUUGA